ACAGCAUACUAUAUAUCCAACGUGCUGAUGAAGACCUGUGUGUCGUCGGUGUGUGCAGCAGAGCAGGCUCCAUUUCUAAUUUCCCACGAGCACCUCAUCACUUUGCUAGUCCACCGCAGGCACCAAUCACAAGCGCUGCCGGUUCAACACCUACCACCAUCUCAUAUUCGAUCUCUCCAACCGGUGGCAUAUCGAUCCAGUGCUCAUCGAUCGUCCAUUAUUAGCAGCUUCCUACGAGACAAUUCUUAAUUUUCUCCAGAAAUGAAGAUCACCGUGAAGUCGUCGAAGGCCGUCAAGCCCGCCGCCACCGCCAACGCCAACGCCCCCCGGCCGGAUGUCGUCGUCGUGCCGCUCUCGGUGUUCGACAAGGUGAACAUUGACAUGUACGUCUCCGGCAUCUACGUCUUCCGCCCACCGACGCCGCCCAACGCCGCGCUCGAGGCGGGCCUCGCCAGGGCGCUCGCCGAGUACCCCGAGUGGGCGGGGCGGCUCGGCGUGGACGGCCGCGGGAACCGGGCCAUCCUCCUCAACGGCGCGGGCGCCCGGCUCGUGGAGGCCACGGCGGACGUCGCCCUCGACGCCGUCCUGCCUCUGAGCCCGGCGCCGGAGGUGAGGAGCUUGCACCCGAGCGCGGACGGCGCCGAGGAGGUCAGGCUCGUCCAGCUCACGCGGUUCGCGUGCGGCGGGCUCGCCAUCGGGUCCACCGCGCACCACCUCAUCUCCGACGGCCGCGCCGCCUACAACUUCUUCCUCGCGUGGAGCCAGGCCACCCGCGGGGUCCCAGUCGACCCGGUGCCCGUCCACGACCGCGCCUCCUUCUUCAAGCCCCGGGACCCGCCGCGGGUCGAGUUCGACCACCGCGGCGUCGAGUUCAAGAAGCCGGAGCCGCCGGCGGCGGCGGCGCCGCACUCGGAGGCCGGUAACAACAUCGACGACGAGGUGUUGGUCCACAGAGCCCACUGCAGCCGGGAGUUCAUCGCCAGGCUCAAGUCCCAGGCGUCCGCGCCGGGCGGCCGGCCCUGCAGCACGCUGCUUUGCGUGGUGGCGCACCUGUGGCGGUGCAUCACGGCGGCGCGGGGGCUCCACGCCGCCGGUGCGGCCACCACCAGCGUCUGCAUCGCCGUCGACGGGCGCGCGCGUAUGAUCCAUCCGGUGCCGGACGGGUACACGGGCAACGUGGUGCUGUGGGCGCGCCCCACCGCGGCGGCGCGGGACCUGGUGGCGCGGCCGCUGCGGCACGCGGUGGAGCUCAUCAACCGGGAGCUCGCCCGGGUCGACGGGAGCUACUUCGGGUCCUUCGUCGACUUCUCGGCGUCGGGGGCGGUGGAGGCGGAGGGGCUGGUGCCGGCGGCCGACGCAGCGGAGAUGGUGCUGAGCCCCAAUAUCGAGGUCAACAGUUGGCUGCAGACUCCGUUCUACAACCUCGACUUCGGCGGCUGCCGGCCGUGUUUUUUCAUGCCGAGCUACCUCCCGAUGGAGGGCCUCCUCAUCCUCGUGCCCUCCUACUACAGGGACGGCAGCAUCGACGCCUACGUCGCGCUCUUCAGCCGCCACAUGGACACCUUCAAGACACUAUGGACCCACGGCCUUAGUGCCAGUUGGAAUAGGACCCGGUACUAAUACUACUGGAAAAAUCACACA
Molecule: messenger RNA, 1641 nt
Organism: Setaria italica (foxtail millet)
Lineage: Eukaryota; Viridiplantae; Streptophyta; Magnoliopsida; Poales; Poaceae
Product: agmatine coumaroyltransferase-2
Exons: 1
Coding region: 262-1620 (452 amino acids)
Molecular function (GO): acyltransferase activity, transferring groups other than amino-acyl groups
Source: RefSeq, a predicted model, not a curated record